This is a messenger RNA of Xiphophorus maculatus (southern platyfish), 1130 nucleotides long. RefSeq names its product cilia and flagella associated protein 161 (gene cfap161). NCBI's taxonomy places the organism in Eukaryota, Metazoa, Chordata, Actinopteri, Cyprinodontiformes, Poeciliidae. The coding region runs from base 33 to 896 and encodes 287 amino acids. The transcript is spliced from 8 exons. Gene Ontology annotation, biological process: cilium assembly. Gene Ontology annotation, cellular component: motile cilium. The record is from RefSeq and is a predicted model, not a curated record.
GUGUUUGUUAACGUUUCAUAGCUAUUGUCAAAAUGACUUAUCGGCGACUGUAUCAGCCUAAGGUGAAAACCGGAAACUGGUUUGAAGACCUGCUAAUAAAGGAGGAUACAAUAAAAGAAUUUCUUAACAAGAGAGGGCGGGGAGAGCUUCUUUCUCAGAAAGUGGACUUUCUCAAACAAAACAUCUUGAAGCCGGUGAAUCUCUCUGCGACAGUCAAUGGACAGCUACAUUUUGGAGAUGUUGUGAUGUUGGUGAAUGUGGGAGGAGCAGACAGGGAGCACAGCGCUCUCAGCAUCAACGCCAAUAUCGACAAUCUAGUAAAGACAUCUCCGCCGAGCAUUAAGAUACCAUGUGGGGUCAGCGGAGGAAGAGGCAUUCAAUCCUGCGUUCGCACUGCUUUUAUCAUCACCAGUGUUGAUGGCAGUCCUGAAGGAUCAACUCUGCAUUUUGACCAGAGUUUUGCUCUCAGAACAACAAGUGGCUUUGCCAAAGGACUUUACUUGACCAGUGAUAAACCGCGUUUCAUAAAGUGUGCAAAGAAGUCUGGCCUCCAAGACGUUUAUCUGGAUGAGACCUUAAGCAUUUUGUCACGGUGGAAAAUAUCGCACUUCGACCCCCAGGAAAGAUUUGAAUCUGAGGGUCUGCCAGUUCCUGCUAACGAGAAGGUGCUGGUCGUCCACUGCAUGACAAACCAAGGCCUUGCUGUUCUGAGUGAAAAGCAACUCUGGACAGCUUACGGAAGAGAAUAUGAAGUGGUAGCUCACACAUUCCUUGACACCCAUAGAGCUGAACAAGAUGUUAAUUUCUGGAUCCUUGGUACUUCUGAUCCUGCUGGGGAUGGGCUUCUAUUCCUGAGGCACUUGCAACUAGAGGUUCACGUCCAGCAGCCCACCUAGACACCAUUUAGUUUUAAUGGGCACAAACAUCAUAAACAAUACCUGAAAUUUCCACAAUAAAGGCUACCUUCUCUAAUUGAAUCAUAGCUUUUACUUGAUACAUAAGAAGCUUCGAGGCUGGACUCUGCCCAUCGUGAUAAGUUUAUAUGAUACUUCCAACCACAAACUAGCACUAACGCUUUGUCAAAUGUACUGUCUCUUCCCUUAUUAAAAUGAAGCAGCUGAAUAUUUUCA